UUGAAUAAAAGAGUAGCUGAACUGUUGGUCAUCAUCAGUCAGCAGCCAACGUGCUAGGAAAAGAAAAAGUGUGUUUGUGUUUCUUUUCCCCUUUCAACAGUUAGUGCAUAUACAUUGGUUUCUCCUUCAUAUCACGACUAAUUUUUUUUAGCGUGAUAAAAUUGAGGUAUUAAAUAAAUUAGUUUUAUUUUUCAAGUCCUUUAUCUGGAAGCUGUGAUAGUUAAACUUUCUAAGUGCCAACUUUUUUAACCGUGUACUCUCAUUGGAAGGUACAAAAUAAUAAAACGUAAAAUCAUAGCAAAAAAAAAAGUCUUUAUCGCGUUGUAGUCUAUCAGAUUAUGUUGUUUCAGUUGUGUAUUUCUUUAUUGUGAAAGCGAAAAACUUUUUUUUUUUUAAGAUGUCCAGGUCAACAAAUUAUCGAAAAGAUAAAGCAGAGGCCGCCAGAUUGUUCGCGGCAUUUGGAAUCUCCUCAUCGGAACAGCAGCAGCUGACGACAAGCAGUAGCCGUGAUAAUGUUCAAACGGAAAAUAACACAGAGCCGCCGAUGGAAGCUCUUGGAAGAGAAGAUGAAAUUGCUGUAGAAGACGACGAAAGUGAUUCAAUAGCAGCUGUCGAAAAAGAUGAAUAUGAGGAUGUUAAUCGUUUUGAAUCCGAUGAUGAAAAUUCGUUGUCGGAUGAUGAAGAAGCACCAUUGGUGGAUGAUGAAGAAAUCUUCGUCGAUAUAAAAGUUAAAUUAGCCCAAUGGUCAACUGACAACCACAUAAGUGAUAAUGCUAUGGAUGAUCUUCUAUCCUAUUUGAAAAAACAUCACUUUCCUCAUCUUCCCAAAACUAACAAAACUCUGAAAGCCGAUGCAAAACUAUGUGAUAUGCCGAUAACGAGGAUGGGAGAAGGAGAGUUUUGCUAUUUGGGCUUAAAGCGCGCAGUGGAACAAAUCAUGAUAAAAAAUAAUGUAAAACCUAACUGUGAAAUCCACUAUCGUUUUCAAUUUGGAAUAGAUGGACUACCAUUGACGAAAAGCUCAAAGAGUAGCUUCUGGCCUAUACUCGUGAAAAUAAUCGGGUUUCGAGAUGUUCUUCCCGUGGCUGUAUUCUGCGGUACUAGUAAGCCCAGCAGCAUCCAUGAAUAUAUGCACGAGUUUGUUGAGGAAUUGGAUCACGUAUUGAAGGUCGGAAUGGAAAUUAACAAUCUGCGAGUGAUGUUUUCAGUAGAUGCAUUUAUCAUGGACGCUCCAGCAAAGGCAUUUGUAAUGGAUAUUAAAGCACAUAAUGGGCUGUAUGGUUGUCCGAAAUGCACAACACGUGGGCGCAGCAUUGGGCACAGAACAGUGUUCCCCAAUAUCGGUUUUGAAUUGAGGACUGACGAUUCAUUUUUAAAUUUGUCGGACCCCCAUCAUCUGUCAGAUCGAUUACCUCCGUUGGCAACGAUAGGAAUUGGGUGUGUUUCCUGUGUACCAAUCGACUACAUGCACAAUGUAUGUUUGGGCGGCAUGAAAUCUCUUCUGAAGUUGUGGGUGGAAACUUCAGGUAAGAGUUAUAGUUUGACACCGGCUCAGAAAUGUAUCAUCGAUUCGCGCAUCGAAGCUGUAAAACGCCAAGUAUGCAGCGAUUUUUCUCGGACUCCACGACCUCUGACUGAUUUGAAGUGGUUCAAGGCAACAGAACUACGAUUAUUAUUGUUGUAUUUGGGACCGUUUAUAUUUUUAAACGUGAUGAGCGAUGCGUAUUAUAAUCAUUUCUUAAAACUUCAUGCAGCCAUUCGCAUAUUAUGUCAUCCUGUUAAGUAUCAAACGGAAAAUGAUAAAGCGAAGAAUUUACUAGAAGCUUUCGGCCAUGAGUUCAUGACGUUGUAUGGAGAACAUCUGUUUGUUUAUAAUUUUCACUUGCUCACACAUCUGCCCGAUGAUUGUCUCCUACACGGCUGUUUGGACUCGUUUUCUGCCUUUCCGUUUGAAAAUUAUAUGCAAACUUUGUUACGCUAUGUAAAAAAAUCAUCAUAUCCCUUACAACAGUUUAGAAAUAGAUUUGGUGAGCACUUGAAGUAUGACGUUACGAAAAAAGCAUUGCUACGGCAACGAGGGUCAUCCUACUCUGUGAUCACAAACAGACAGAAUACUAUAAUUUCGAUAGAUGGAAGAGAUAACUUCAUAUGUAAAGAUAAUCAAAUUUUCAAAGUGCAAAACAUCAAACGAGUAGGUAAACAUAUGAUUCUCGACUGUAAUGCUGUAAUGGAAUUGAACUCUCUAUACGUUGAACCUAUGGAAUCAAUUGCCAAUGGAGUUUACUAUUGUCGCGAUGAGCUUAUAUUUUGUGAUGUAAUGAUGUCAAUUGACGCAAAUGAGGUGACCAAAGUACAACGCAUAGUGCUCGAUGAAAUAACAGGUUUUAUAGAAGUAUUACAUACUGGUGUUUAAAAAUGAUUUCGUUUGGUAUAAAUGGCUAUGUAGUAUUAAAUAUUAGAAAAAAUAUAA
Aedes aegypti (yellow fever mosquito) is the source of this 2470-nucleotide messenger RNA. RefSeq lists its product as uncharacterized. Lineage: Eukaryota; Metazoa; Arthropoda; Insecta; Diptera; Culicidae. The transcript is spliced from 2 exons. The record is from RefSeq and is a predicted model, not a curated record. Bases 398 to 2413 code for a protein of 671 amino acids.